Messenger RNA from Schistocerca americana (American grasshopper), 624 nucleotides. RefSeq lists its product as uncharacterized. NCBI's taxonomy places the organism in Eukaryota, Metazoa, Arthropoda, Insecta, Orthoptera, Acrididae. The transcript has a single exon. The record is from RefSeq and is a predicted model, not a curated record. Bases 1 to 624 code for a protein of 207 amino acids.
AUGACGCGAGCGUCCGGUUCCUCGUGCCGUAGUGCAUCGCUGCUGGGUCCGCGAAGGAAGAAGAGCAAGAAGCGCGCCGCGGCCGGGCGAGACGCCGCGGGCCGCUCCCCGCCCCCCAGCCGUACUGGCGCGCUCUCGUCCGCCCCUCUCUCUCUCUUCCUCCGCCUCCCUGUCGAGCAUCCGCCGCCGACGCUUAAGUGUCGAGAGCUACAUUAUUCACUGGGCCCGCCAGCAAGGGCGCGCCUCUGUCGCGCGACAGACACCGAGCGCCGGGCCGGGCCGGCGGUAUCGGGCCAACGCAGCGGCGGCUGGAGCAGAUGCCGCCGUCGGAGGCGUCGCCACGGCGCGUGCGCCGACACCCCGGCGUCGGCGGCGGCGGCGGCGUCGGCGUCGGCGCCCCGCUCCGAUGACGUCAGAGCGCGUCGCGGUGCCCGCUCGCUCGCCGCCGGGCUGUGUGCGGCUGCUGCGAUCGCUAGCGCGGCGGCGGCUACUGGUCCGACUGGACGCGCCCGGGCGAUGCUGCUGGCGUCUGCGGCGCCGCUGGGGAGGCGAGGGGUGGCGCUGCUGCCGCCCCCGUGCCGCAGAGCCGACUCGGCCGCCUCCAGUGGCCGCGCCACGCGCUGA